Schizosaccharomyces octosporus yFS286 is the source of this 1920-nucleotide messenger RNA. Its product is annotated as acetamidase. The transcript has a single exon. Bases 120 to 1721 code for a protein of 533 amino acids. The record is from RefSeq and is a predicted model, not a curated record. Lineage: Eukaryota; Fungi; Ascomycota; Schizosaccharomycetes; Schizosaccharomycetales; Schizosaccharomycetaceae.
AACAUCGAAUUGGCCUUUACAAUCUUUCUUGUUGUUUUGUAAGGUAGUUAGUUAGUUUUCUUGAAACUUGACUUUUAUAUAUUUUUAUUUUUGUUUAGAAAUUCUUUGAUUGAUUCAACAUGACGAUCGAAUGGCAAACCAUCUCUGCACAGUACUGCGCAAAGCGUGACAGCACGAUUCCUGAAUCGAUGAAGUUGAAAAGCGUUGCUGGUAUGGAUGCAUUGAAUGUUACGAAUGUGCCCAAAACUUGCGGUCUUUUGACUCCAAGAGAGUUGGAGCUAACCGAGAAGUAUGACGCUACGGGCUUGGCCGACUUGAUUAAACAACACAAAACGACAAGUAAGGAAUUAGUGGUGGCCUUUUGCAAGCGUGCAGCCAUUGCUCAACAAUUGCUUAAUUGCGUGACCGAAUUGUUGCUCGAUGAGGCCCUGGAACAAGCUACAAAGCUUGACGAACAUUAUGCAACGACCGGUGAACUGGUCGGUCCUCUGCAUGGUGUUCCCAUAUCCGUUAAGGAACACAUCAGUCUGAAGGGACAUACCGCAACAGCUAGCUUUUUAGCAAAGGUGGACGUAGUUGCAGAAGAGGACGCAGAUAUCGUUCAUACGAUCCGUAAAGCAGGCGGUGUAUUUUUUUGUCGUACUACUCAACCCCAAAGUCUUAUGCAAUUGGAAACGUCGAGUCGUUUGACGGGUACCACCGUUAACCCCUUCAACCGAAAACUCACCGCGGGUGGCUCUUCCGGUGGUGAAGGUGCCCUUUUGGGAAUCCGAGCUUCUGUCAUGGGUAUUGGCAGUGAUAUUGGUGGUUCCAUCCGUUCACCUGCUGCCAAUAAUGGCUUUUAUGGUUUCCGUCCUUCCACCCUUCGGUUAUCUCGAAAAGGCUGUCAAGGUGCCGUAAAGGGCCAAGAAUCCAUCCUCGGUGUUGUGGGUCCUCUGACACAGAGUGCUCGGGAUUUGAAUUUGUUUAUGAAAGCUUGUAUGGAAGAAAAGCCUUGGUUGGAAGAUGCUUCUGUCGUGCCUCUUCCCUGGCGCACCCCAAAUUUGCCUGCCAAAAUAAAAAUCGGUGUUAUGCGUAACGAUGGUGUAGUUACCCCUCAGCCUCCUCUCCAGAGAGCCUUUGACAUUGUCCUAGACAAGUUGAGAAACUCUUCAGACUAUGAACUGAUUGAUGUCGAACCAUAUAAGCACAAGUAUUCGUGGGACCUUAUUUCCGAGCUCUACUGGCUUGAUGGCGGAAAAGCAAACUAUGACUUGUUUGCAAAGGUUGGCGAACCCCUAGAACCAAUGACCGAAUGGAUCAUGAAGCAGCCCACUGUAAAAGAUCACGACGUCGCUGGCGUUUGGAAGCUUGUAGCGGAGCGUGAUGAAUACCGGAAUCAAUACAUCAAGCAUUUGCAGACGUACGGAGUCGAUUUCCUCCUGUGCCCCGCUGGUCCCGGUCCUGCACCCAAGCUGGGAGAGGCGAAAUACUGGACCUAUACUUCCGUUUGGAAUUUGCUUGAUCUUCCUUCUGCCGUUUUUCCCGUGACCAAGGUGGAUACAACCUUGGAUGUCAAGGAUGAAUCUUACAAACCCAUGAAUGAUGAUGAUGCCUUCCAGUAUCAUACCUACAAGCCAGAAGACUAUAAAGAUGCCCCUGUUGGUUUGCAACUCGUCGGAGCCCGUUGGGAAGAUGAGAACCUCUUGGCAGCCCUUGAACGACUUGUGAAAAUACUCUAAGUCUUUUUUUUUGAUGAUGUAUUUUACUUAAUCUAGCUAUGUAUAGAACGACAUUUAUGACUCCUUUCGUUUAAUGAAUCAUGUCUACUUUUCAAAUUUUCAAUACAAACUCAUCCAUGUUUCUUUAGGUUUUCCUAUUGUCUAUAGAAAGACAUGAAUAGGAAAAUACAACGGCUGCAAUGUAAAUUUUCCAUCAAUC